This is a messenger RNA of Trichomycterus rosablanca, 2535 nucleotides long. It is a transcript of the gene epb41l4a, whose product is annotated as erythrocyte membrane protein band 4.1 like 4A. The transcript has 23 exons. The record is from RefSeq and is a predicted model, not a curated record. Lineage: Eukaryota; Metazoa; Chordata; Actinopteri; Siluriformes; Trichomycteridae. Gene Ontology annotation, molecular function: cytoskeletal protein binding. Gene Ontology annotation, cellular component: cytoskeleton. Bases 375 to 2402 code for a protein of 675 amino acids.
UAGCAAAUUAAUAUUUAGCGAAUAUUCACCUGCUUACUGGUUAUGUACAGGUCUCGUCGGGCUCGUCAGGCGUCUGUGAAAGUGUUUCGCUCGAGCCGUCAAGGAAAGAUGCCGAGACGAUGCUAAAUGUUAACAUUGUUGUCAUGACGGAGGAAUAAAACUACACAGCUUUUCUACAAAUAUUAAAAAAUAUAUAGUUUUUCAUUUAGUAACCACAGAAAAAGUUAAAAGAGCAAAGUACUGCUCGCCUGCUACCACCAACGUUAUGUUAUGAGACCAAAUUCUCCUGCCAGCGGAAAGUAAUGCCAGGACACAUUAUUUUUUAUGGACAUUUAAAGCAUUGAAAAGUCAACAAAACGUGUUGAGUAGUAAAUAUGAGCUGUUUCUGCGCCACGCAAGAGGAGUUUUACUGCGAGGUGCUGCUUUUGGACGAGACAAAGCUCAUCUUAACCACCCAUCAACAGGGCAUUAAGAAAUCCACCAAGGGCUCUGUGGUACUGGAUUACGUGUUCAGUCAUGUGAACCUGCUGGAGAGCGACUACUUCGGCUUGCGCUACUGUGACCACAGUCAUCAAACUUACUGGUUGGAUUCAACAAAAACCCUUGCUGAACAUAAAGAUCUAAUUACAACUGGUUCACCAUACACCCUUUAUUUCGGCGUUAAAUUUUAUGCUGUGGAUCCUUGUAAACUAAAAGAAGAAAUUACAAGGUACCAGUUCUUUCUCCAGGUGAAGCAGGAUGUGCUGCAGGGACGACUUCCAUGUCCCUUGAAUGUCAGUACACAGAUGGCAGCUCUGGCUAUUCAAUCUGAGCUUGGUGAUUACGACCCCUACAAGCAUGUGCCAGGCUAUGUGUCAGAGUAUCGAUUUGUUCCAGACCAGAAAGAAGACCUGGAGGAGGCUAUUGAGCAGAUUCACAAAACUCUUAUGGGUCAGACUCCCUCUGAAGCUGAAAUGAAUUAUUUAAAUAUCGCCAAAACACUGGAGAUGUAUGGAGUAGAUCUUCACCCUGUGUUUGGAGAGAAACAGUCUGAAUAUUUUCUGGGACUAACACCAAUUGGAGUUGUAGUGUACAAAAAUAAAACUCAAGUUGGAAAGUAUUUCUGGCCAAGAAUUACAAAGGUGUUUUUUAAAGAAACACAGUUUGAGCUGCGUGUUCUAGGAAAAGAUUGCAAUGAAACGUCCUUCUUUUUUGAAGCUCCAAGCAAGACGGCGUGUAAGAAUCUGUGGAAGUGCUGUGUGGAACACCACACCUUCUUCAGGAUGCCAGAGAAUGACUCCAACACACUGACAAGCAAGCUUUCCAAAUUCAGCUCUCUGGGUUCCAGACAUCGUUACAGUGGGAGAACGGCCAUGCAGAUGGGAAAAGAUCAGUGUGUCGGUUUACCCAGAGAGAAUCUGGAGGUGGUGCGCACCCGCAGUAAGACUUAUCCAAAAAGAAGCACUCAACCAACAGGUUUAAACAAUGGAAGCAGAUCAGUCACAAAGGCAGGAAGUUCCCUGGGUGAAGGCCAGACUAAAGCCAGCACGCACACACCAGCCAAGAGCCCAAAAGUUAACAAGACCGAGAGCAUUUCAGAGGACCAGCCAAGCAAGAACACAGCACCAUGGGACGAAAAUGCACCACAGAGCGGACUGUACAACUCAGCCAGCGAGAGAAACAAAUCGCCCAAAUUCCCAAACACACGCAGGCGCUCGCCCUCAGGAGGAAGCGAGAAUGACCCUUUGAACUCCAAGCACAGGAAAGGCCGGGACAUUGAGGAUCCAUCCAGCAAGCAGCACAGGAGGUCACGUUCCCGUGGCAACACCAGCAGUGGCAGUGAAUCCGAGAACUCCAAUAGAGAGCAUCGUAAAAAGAGAAACCGGUCUCGACAGGAGAAUGAGAUGGUAGAUUCUGGCCCACAGUGGGAGGCUGUGCAACGCAGGCAAAAGGAGAAAAACCCUAACGACCCCAACCAUCGCCGGUCUCGGCAUCGCUCUCGAUCAAGAAGUCCAGAUGUGCAAGCUAAGGAGCAAUUAUGGAAGCAUAUUCAGAAGGAUCUGGUGGAUCCCUCUGGCCUUACAGAAGACCAGCUGAAGGAGAUUCCAUACAAGAAAGUAGAAACUCAGGGUGACCCCAUCCGUAUCCGGCACUCUCAUUCUCCACGUAGUUACCGACAGUAUCGGCGGUCACACUGCUCUGAUGGAGAGAGAUCUGUCCUCUCAGAGGUCAAUGCUCGGACUGACUUGGUGCCUCCACUUCCUGUUACACGCACUGCAGACUUAACUGGAUCUAGUACUGCCACCCCACAGAAGAAGACUGGAUCCAAAGACAAUCUGUCCGAGAGCCCUGGACAGGAGACAAAAAGCACCAUCAAGGCUGCAAAAACUUCCCACUGUGCUCGGACAAUAACUGAAACAUGACUAUUUUCACCACGAGGUUAGGAGAGAAAUGGACAGAAAGUGUUGUAUGUUAUUGAAAUAUACUAAGAGCCGAAAGCAUUCCAGAUGUGUUCAAAGUUGGUGCACUAAAUAAAGAUAGAUGUGCUCAUGUGAA